Messenger RNA from Penaeus vannamei (Pacific white shrimp), 1901 nucleotides. The record is from RefSeq and is a predicted model, not a curated record. Lineage: Eukaryota; Metazoa; Arthropoda; Malacostraca; Decapoda; Penaeidae.
AUGCCCUUCCGGAGUUCCAAGAACUUCGCUAUAACGGAAAAUUCCCUGAACCCGAAAGCGCUUACAUUAAGGAAAAAUGGCUUACAACGAUGCUCUGGAUGCUCCAGGCAGUGGUACUGCAAUAAAGAUUGUCAGCGUGGUUCAUGGGACAUGCAUCGAUUUGAGUGUAAAAAUUUGAAACGCAUCUACCCUUUGGAUCCUCCGGAUGCUGCAAGGCUCCUGGCAAGGGCAGUCUUUAAACUCAAGAUUCGCCAUCGCAAGGGCAUCGCGGGCAUCGUGGCGCAGACGGGGCAGGUGCUGAACAUCCCCGACGCCUACGCUGACCCUCGCUUCAACCGCACCGUCGAUCAGCUGACCGGUUACGUCACCAAGUCCAUCCUGUGCAUGCCCAUCUUCAUCCGGGGGAACGUCAUCGGGGUCAUGCAGAUGGUCAACAAGAAUGGCGGGAUCUUCAGCAAGGAGGAUGAGGAAAGCUUCGAGAUGUUCGCUGUCUACUGCGGCCUCGCUCUCCACCACGCCAAGCUCUACGACAAGAUAAGGCGGUCCGAACAGAAGUAUAAGGUAGCGUUAGAGGUGCUCAGUUACCACAACUCAUGUAAUGAUGAAGAAUUUGACCUUAUACAAGCACAAAGUCUAAAUGAAGCACCUCCUGGGGUGGAUGACUAUUACUUCUGCCCGCUGAACCUGGAGGACAUGGAGAAAGUCCGCCACGCCAUCUACAUGUUCGUGGACUUGUUCGGUCUCACUCGCUUCGAGAAGGACUGCCUCAUCCGGUUCACGCUGACGGUGAAGAAGAAUUACAGGCGGGUUCCUUAUCACAACUGGACGCACGGCUUCAGUGUGGCUAAUUCCAUGUACACCAUCAUCAAGCAUUCGCCCAAGACCUUUCGACCGCUGGAAUGUCUGGCGCUGUCAUCGCUGUGCCACGACCUGGACCACCGGGAGAAAAACAAGUUCAUGCUGGAGCAGAGCCCCCUGGCGGCCAUCUACACGACGUCCACGCUAGAGCACCACCACUUCAACCAGACGGUCACCAUCCUGCAGCAGGAAGGACACAACAUCUUCGGCAAACUGACUUCGAACGAGUACAAGCAGGUUCUGGGCAACAUCAAGCACUGCAUCCUGGCCACCGACUUGGCCAUGUUCUUCCCCAACAAGGCUAAGCUGGCCAAGUUGGUGGAGGAGAAUCAGUUCGACUGGGAGAACCCGGAGCACAGGCUGCUGAUCGAGGCCAUCGCCAUGACGGCCUGCGACCUGUGCGCCUCCGCCAAGCCGUGGGACGUCCAGGUCGAGACGGUCAAGGUCAUCUUCGAGGAGUUCUACGAGCAGUACGACUUGGAAAAAGCCGUGGGCAAGAGUCCAUUCCCCAUGAUACAGAACCAGGACGGACGAGCAGCUUCCUCGCAGGUGGGCUUCCUGUCGGGCAUCUGCAUCCCGUGCUACGAGCUGCUGCACAAGCUGAUCCCGAACACGGAGCCCCUCCUGGCGGGCUGCAAGAGCAACCUGGAGACGUGGAAGAGCAUCGCGAGCGAGAAGAAGGCGAAGGCGAGAGAAGACGAGGAGGAGGAAGGGGAGGAAACGGACACGGGGAUUGAGGAAGUGAACGACGACGAGGACGAGGAGGGAGAGGAGACGGUGGAGGAGAUCGACGAUGACUGCAUCGACAGUAGAGAUAACGGAGAGAAUAAGUAGGGGGCGAAGAGAGGGAGGGAGGUGUCUCAGCCUCCUCUUUUCGCACGAUAGACGAGCACAGGAAGGGAAGGAAAAGGGCAUUACACUGUACAGGGUUUCGUUCUUAAUUAUUACAUGUUUGUGUCUAAGAUAUGUUGACGAUAAGGAGAUAAAGAGUUAUCUUUUUGAAGUGAAAAUUACUAAUAAUGUUGAUAGUUAUUAACUGUUAA